Molecule: messenger RNA, 373 nt
Organism: Chanos chanos (milkfish)
Lineage: Eukaryota; Metazoa; Chordata; Actinopteri; Gonorynchiformes; Chanidae
Gene: rpl29
Product: ribosomal protein L29
Exons: 4
Coding region: 82-276 (64 amino acids)
Biological process (GO): cytoplasmic translation
Cellular component (GO): cytosolic large ribosomal subunit; ribosome
Molecular function (GO): structural constituent of ribosome
Source: RefSeq, a predicted model, not a curated record
CUUAUUUCCCAUAAUGCCUUUCUCAGAUUCUCUCUUCCGGUUGUCGUGUUGUUCGUGCGGCAGCAAAACGUCUGAUCCGAAAUGGCCAAGUCCAAGAACCAUACCACACACAACCAAUCUCGCAAAUGGCAUAGAAAUGGCAUCAAGAAGCCAAGAUCACAGCGCUACGAGUCAUUGAAAGGAGUUGACCCCAAGUUCCUGAGGAAUAUGCGAUUUGCAAAGAAACACAACAAGAAGGGGAUGAAGACCAUUGCAAAGAAAGAGGCACCCAAAUAGACAGGAGGAAUAUUCCACAUGAACCAUCUCUGUGUAUAAUAUUCCAAAAAGACUGUUUAUUGCUGUCCAAAAUAAAGCCAUGCUUUGUUAAUUGGUA